AAUAGGUGGGGGAGAAGAAUGUUUCUGUCUCUCCCUACGUUGACUGCCCUUAUUCCGUUGGUCUGUCUCGCAGCACUGUUGUGCUCAGCCUCCGUGGGAGGAAACUUCCUGCGGGGCUGCAGUAGCACAACCAGCGUGUGCUUUCACCAUCUGCUCCCGCCCCUUACCGUACCAGUUUCUGUGCUCUCCUACCGUUGGGCUUGGACAGGUAUUAAAGUCUUCAGACAUAAUUAA
Ailuropoda melanoleuca (giant panda) is the source of this 234-nucleotide messenger RNA. RefSeq names its product phosphatidylinositol N-acetylglucosaminyltransferase subunit Y-like. Gene Ontology annotation, biological process: GPI anchor biosynthetic process. Gene Ontology annotation, cellular component: glycosylphosphatidylinositol-N-acetylglucosaminyltransferase (GPI-GnT) complex. The transcript has a single exon. Lineage: Eukaryota; Metazoa; Chordata; Mammalia; Carnivora; Ursidae. The record is from RefSeq and is a predicted model, not a curated record. Bases 19 to 234 code for a protein of 71 amino acids.